This is a messenger RNA of Botrytis byssoidea, 2196 nucleotides long. RefSeq lists its product as uncharacterized. Gene Ontology annotation, molecular function: RNA polymerase II cis-regulatory region sequence-specific DNA binding; zinc ion binding; DNA-binding transcription factor activity, RNA polymerase II-specific. The transcript has 5 exons. Gene Ontology annotation, biological process: positive regulation of transcription from RNA polymerase II promoter by galactose; DNA-templated transcription. Gene Ontology annotation, cellular component: nucleus. The record is from RefSeq and is a predicted model, not a curated record. The coding region runs from base 1 to 2196 and encodes 731 amino acids. NCBI's taxonomy places the organism in Eukaryota, Fungi, Ascomycota, Leotiomycetes, Helotiales, Sclerotiniaceae.
AUGGAUAUUCCUCUGCCCGAAGAUGUACCCGGAGUGUCUCAAAAUCAGGACCAACUGCAAGCACAACAACCUGUCCGUAAACGUCGGAGAACUCAAUUAGCCUGCAAUUCUUGUCGUCAAAGAAAGACAGCUUGCAACGGUGAUCGCCCUUCAUGCUCAUCGUGUAUAAGAAGAGGUGUUCAAGACAGUUGUUCUUAUGAGGAGGCAACUGUAGGCACUAAAGCUUCUAUUAACACUGGGAAGUCUUUAAUGAUCGGUAGUCCAAAACCAAAUGUUCACUUUCGAUCAGUCAGUCAAUUAACCUCAUCUCCGAGUCCAGCUGCAGGGAUUGUAGCUUCUCCUGGAAAUGUUGGUGGUUUGGCUAUGGUUUCCGAUACGGAGACACAAGAUUCUCUUUACGGAGGAUCAUCGACAAUUGCAUUAGUAUCUCAAGUUCGACAAGCAGCGUCAGAUCGAGCAGUGCCGAUCAAUGAAACGCAUAAAACACCGAUUGACAAUCUACCUCAACCACAUGGUGAAGUAGAAAUACUCUAUAAGCAAGAUUUUGCAAGAUUUAUUUUACCUCAACGUCAACAAGCUGAUGAAUUCAUAAAGUGUUACUGGGAAUUCGUUCAUCCAGUAUUUCCUCUUCUGGACCUCCAAACUUUCAAUGCCACUUACGAAAAACUGUGGGUACCAUCACCAGGAAAAGGAUUAGACGGAGAUGAGUUGAACGAAACAAUCUUUCACGCUACACUUAAUCUCGUUUUUGCUUUGGGAUGUCAAUAUAGUAAGGACGUUCCUCCACAACGAAAAUCAAGCUAUGCAGAUGAACUAUAUCGACGAUCGAGAAGGUUACUGAACUUUGAGAUAUUGGAUGCACUACAGUUAUCUUUGGUUCAAUUGUUUCUACUCACGGGGGUUUAUUUGCAGUCCACUGAACAUGCAAAUAGAUGUUGGAAUGUGGUUGGAUUAGCUAUUCGCACCGCACAAGGAUUGGGUCUUAACACGGAAAAUAACUCACAUAGGACCAGUCAAUUAAGUUAUGAGAUUAAGCGAAGGGUAUGGCAUUGUUGUACAUUGCUUGACCGAUUGCUGGCCAUGACUUUUGGUCGACCGAGUAUGAUUAGAACUGGAUCCUACGAUGUUCCAGAGCCAUCGAUAAUUGAUGACCGAUAUUUAACAGCAGAUUUCCAUCAAGUUCCCGGAGCUCAACCAUCUGGAAUUCAUUCUCGGAUGAAUUUAUUUGUCUACUCGCUCAGAUUAUUCGACAUUAUGGAUGAAAUACUUUCAAAGUUCUAUGUAUUUCAAGGUGGCAAGAAUGAAAGCGAUUCUACCAAGUCUUUCGAUCCUUGGUCGGUAGGUGAUCUGGCCAGUAUAUUGACCAUCAAUGCGAAACUCGAUGAUUUUCGGGAGAGUGUUCCUCGAAUAUUCAAGGAUGUUAAUUCGUUUGCGCUUGGCACCGACGCUUUCGCACCUGGCCAACUUCAUGUUGUUUUACAGUCAAAAGUAUUACAAAGCAGGUUCUUACUGGUUCGCAUCUUACUCCUACGACCCAUACUCUUAGCAUCCGUCUUUAAGGAAAAGUCGGCCCUACUCGGCAAAUCUGAGCCUGGACUAACGAAAGAUCUUGCAAUUGGAGUUUGCACAUUAUGUGUGAAAUCUGCUCACUUACUUGUUGAGACGAUACACGAAAAUCUCGACACGGGGUAUCGUAGCUCGGGAUGGCACACUGUUUACUUUGCAUUCGCUGCCGCGACUAUCCUUCUUGCGGCACAAUUAUCUCCGCUGAUCCAAGCCAGUUUAUCCACCGAACAUUGCUUUGAAACGUCAUGGACUUCAGGUAUUGAGAUUCUAGAACAUCACCAAGUUCAGAUCCAAUCAGCCAAACGAGCUAUAAACAUUCUAGAAACGUUGAAAGAGAAAGUCCAAGCAAGAAAAUCGGCUGAAAUCACGGAUCCAUCGAAUGGAAAUCCACUCGAGUCAAAUAUAACUGGCAAUCCAACACUUGCCGAGCAAGACUUCGCAAAUCCUCAAGGGUCAAUUGCCCAGGAUUAUCCAACUACUGUGCCUGGAGCUCCCAAUGGAGGGCUUGGGAAUGAUAAUAUUAUCAUGUUUGAUACAGGUAUGCAGAUGGAUUCGAUGAAUGAUGCUUGGUUUACCCAGCAACUUUCGGAUUUGAAUUGGUUGGAUUAUUAUCAAGUAUCACCACAGUGA